CCAAACACAGUGGAGGCGCGAGACGAGAAGCGUUCAAAAGUCUUCUCUAAAAGUCGUCUUAAUGGACAGUUAUUGAAUAAAGUUAACAUUAACUAUGCCUUAGCCCCGCGUUAGAAAGGGCUCUGCGUGCUGCUGCUGCCAUGACACAGUCAGUCGUUGUCCAAGUUGGACAGUGUGGAAACCAGGUCGGCUGCAGGUUCUGGGACCUCGCUCUGCGAGAACACGCCCACGUCAAUAAAAAAGGAUUGUAUGAUGAGGCACUGGGUAGCUUUUUCCGAAACGUGGACUCAAGGGAGAGGGAUGGGGGAGCCUGUGCUGUUGGUGGGAGGAUCCAGCAUCUGAAGGCCAGGGCGGUGCUGGUGGACAUGGAGGAGGGUGUGGUCAACGAGAUCCUGCAGGGCCCAUUGAGAGAAGUGUUCGACAGCACCCAGCUCCUCACGGACGUGUCGGGUUCAGGCAACAACUGGGCAGUCGGAUACCUGACGUAUGGCUCAGCCUACAGGGAGCAGAUAGUGGACAAGCUGAGGAAGGCAGCGGAACACUGCGACUGUCUGCAGUGCUUCUUUCUCAUUCACUCUAUGGGAGGAGGUACGGGCUCCGGCCUGGGGACCAGGGUGCUGAGCCUGCUGGAGGAGGAGUUCCCCGAGGUGUGUCGCAUCGUCUCCUCCAUCUAUCCGUCCGCAGAGGACGACGUCGUCACCUCCCCCUACAACAGCGUCCUGGCCAUGAGGGAGCUCACGGAGCACGCCGACUGUGUCCUGCCCGUCGAAAACCAAUCGUUGGUGGACAUUGUGAACAAGAUCAGACAGAUGUCUCACGGUGGGAGGCCGGGGUCGGCCAUCAAGAGAGACAGCGCCGUCAUCUCCGGGCAGGGCGGGCUCAGCGGGGCAGAGAAGCCCUUCGAUGCCAUGAAUAAUAUCGUGGCUAACCUGUUGCUCAACAUCACCAGCUCGGCUCGUUUCGACGGAUCCCUCAACAUGGACCUGAACGAGAUCGCCAUGAACCUGGUGCCCUUCCCUCGGCUGCACUACCUGGUGCCCAGCCUCACCCCUCUGUACACGCUGGCCGAUGUCAGUGUCCCCACCAGAAGACUGGAUCAGAUGUUCAGCGAUGCCUUCAGCAAAGACCACCAGCUGAUCCGAGCCGACCCGAGGCGCAGCCUCUACCUGGCCUGCGCCCUCAUGGUCCGGGGCAACGUGCAGGUGUCUGACGUCCGCAGGAACAUCGAGAGACUGAAGCCUUCGCUGCCCUUUGUCUCGUGGAACCAGGAGGGCUGGAAGACGGGCCUGUGUUCGGUGCCUCCUGUGGGUCACGCCCACUCCCUGCUGGCCCUGGCCAACAACACCUGUGUGAAGCUCACCUUCAUGGAGCUGAGGGAACGUUUCACCAAGCUCUACAGGAAGAAGGCUCACCUCCACCACUACCUGCAUGUGGACGGGAUGGAGCAGAGCUUCUUCUCGGAGGCUGUGGGCUCACUGAGCUCGCUGAUUGAAGAGUACCACCAUCUGGAUGCCACCAAGGGGAGACUCGUGCCCGACGCACCCAGACUCGGCAUCGCCAGCUGAAGCUUCCGCUCUGUUUCCGCCACAGCAGGGAUCACGUCCCAGCGCCUGUGUCUCGGUUGGAUCCGUCAGAGUAACCGCAGGUCAGAGAACAUGUCGUCUGGAUCGGUGCACUUCCUCUGGCACACGCAGGACGUGAUCCACUGCAUCUUCCACUGUGUGUUGGAGCCCGCCUUGCACGUGAAGUUGACUUUGAUCAUGCUCGACUUGUUGGGGACACAGCAGUGCUUGUCCGUACAGACGCCACAGUACGUGGGCUUGAACUUCUUGGUGCUGGUGCAGCCCGAGAGCGUCAGCUUCUCCGCUUUCUUCGCUUGGAACUUAGGCCGGCACGUCUUUCCCUUUGGCAUCUGAGAGGAGAAAACAGCGAAUUUUGUUUGUGUAUAUUUUUUGGAGGAUCUCUAAUAAAUCAACACUUCAAUAGAAUUUUGACAAACUUGUCACCUUAACACUCCUCAUCACGCUCUUCUCACACGGCCGCAGCAGACACAGGCGUUGGUCCUUCCUCAUCUCGCACUUGCCGUUGUCGUUGUCGACGCGCACCGAGAUGCCCAGGCCGCAGGUUUUGGAGCAGGGGCUCCAGGGCGUGGUCUGGAUCAGACAGUUCUUCUUCCAGGCUAAAGGAGGAUCCCUGUAAGCUUUCAGUUUUACAGUUAAAGGGCACUGUGUCAGCAACACCCCGUGCAAAGAACUAUGUGCCACCGUACUGCCAAGCAGUGCAUAGGCCCCACAUACCUAACCCUCCAAGGAAAUUCACCAAAACUUUAAAUUCCUUUAGAGCUGUGCUUACUGUACACGAGUUAAGAAGAAUGAGUAGAGUAGAAAGGGGCAUUUAGCAGAACUGAAACUGUAUUUCUGUUUCCUUGUGAGUAUGUCAGCUCUUAGAUUUUAAAUCUAAACAAUGUGCUCUGUUCAUCCAGUGAGAAAUGAAAUGUUUGUUUCCACGACAGGUCAUGAUAUAGAUAUGUUUCUGCAAGAGUUUCAUGCAAACCAAUGACUGGUACAUCAAAGUAGAAUGUACUGUGCUUUUAAUAAAAACAGGCAGUCGUCCCUCGUGCUGCUCAUAACUGGAACCAUCCAUCUUUCUGUUUAGCAAUGACACGCACACUCCCCUUUCCCCCCCAACCAGCUAACUCAGACAGCAAUUAGCAUUCCAGGCCAGACGCUUGUGCACAGGUUUGCUCCAUAAACACACACCUGACAUGUAGGUCGUGUCCUGCUGGUGCUUCUUCGGGCUCUGGCCACUGCGAAGGCCGGCUGGCAUGCUGCCCAUCAGCGGCGCGGGGCCCAGGAGAGCAGCAGGCUUCUGGAUGAAAGCGGGGGUGCAGCCGAUGGCUCCAGCAAUACAAGUGCACUUAUAGAGGGGGCUGGGCUGGAAUCCUUCUCCGUUCUCAUAGUGGGCCCCAUUCAGGUCGCAGCCUACUGCCAUCAGGUCUGACAGAGUGAGGGGAAACAUGUCACAGCUCAGGCAGCGCAACUCUCUUCAUGACGUUAAUGGGAAUCUAAAAUGUGUGAGAUUUGUACAUAACUUUUAUUUGGUCACACAAUUAUGUUGACAAACUAAAUAUUAAAAAAUACAAUCUGGCAUUAAUGUAUUUACAAAAAUGUACUCAUUCAUACAAUAAAAGUUUGGCAAUGUGUAUACAUUAAUUAAUACG
This is a messenger RNA of Anarrhichthys ocellatus (wolf-eel), 3220 nucleotides long. RefSeq names its product tubulin, epsilon 1 (gene tube1). Gene Ontology annotation, cellular component: microtubule. The transcript has 13 exons. Bases 141 to 1565 code for a protein of 474 amino acids. NCBI's taxonomy places the organism in Eukaryota, Metazoa, Chordata, Actinopteri, Perciformes, Anarhichadidae. Gene Ontology annotation, molecular function: GTP binding. The record is from RefSeq and is a predicted model, not a curated record. Gene Ontology annotation, biological process: microtubule-based process.